CAAGCUAGCUGGGCUAGUUAAUCAACGCUGGCCUGAGAACAGGAGCAAGACGCUGACCAGCAGACCCUGAAACUUUACAACAGCACCACUGACCGCCACGCUAUUUCCCCAGAGCCUCAUGCUGCAUGACCAUGCCCUUGUGGAGGCUCAGUACGCAGAGGAGGGGCCAGGACCCGGGAUCUCCGCAGCAGAGCCGGGAGACCAGCAGCGACCCGUCUCUCAGGCAGGGCGCUGGCGCUCCGCGCCGCGAGGCUGUGCAGUGCUGGGAGCCCUGGGGCUGCUGGCUGGUGUGGGUGUCGGCUCGUGGCUCAUAGCGCUGUCUCUAUGGCCAGCUGCCCCUCAGCCCAUUUCCAGGACCUUGCAGGACGAGGAGAUGCCUUUGGGCUGCUCAGAGGCCAGCAGUGAGGAAGCGCCGCUCCCUGCACUUCCCAGACCAGUAUCUUUCAGAACAGACAGAGAGGACUUCUUGCUGGAAGCGCAAGUGGGGGCCCGGUCAGACUGGCUCCUGGUCUGCCACGAGGGCUGGAGCCCCGCCCUGGGGGUGCAGAUCUGCCGGAGCCUUGGGCACCUCAGACUCACUCACUACAAGGGAGUAAACCUCACUGACAUCAAGCUCAACAGCUCUCAGGAGUUCGCUCAGCUCUCUCCUAGACUGGGAGGCUUCCUGGAGGAGGUGUGGCAGCCCAGGAAGAACUGCCCUUCUGGCCGAGUUGUUUCUCUCAAAUGCUCUGAGUGUGGAGCGAGGCCCCUGGCUUCCCGGAUAGUCGGUGGGCAGACCGCGGCUCCUGGGCGCUGGCCCUGGCAUGCCAGCGUGACCCUGGGCUCCCGGCACACGUGUGGGGGCUCUGUGUUGUCGCCACACUGGGUGGUGACUGCCGCACACUGCAUGCACAGUUUCAGGCUGUCCCGCCUGUCCAGCUGGCGGGUUCACACAGGGCUGCUCAGCCACAGCGCCGUCAGGCCACACCAGGGGGCUAUGGUGGAGAGGAUCAUCCCCCACCCCUUCUACAGCACCCAGAAUCAUGACUAUGAUGUCGCUCUCCUGCGGCUCCAGACGCCGCUCAACUUCUCAGACACCGUGGGUGCUGUGUGCCUGCCAGCCGAGGAGCAGCAUUUCCCAAGGGGCUCCCAGUGCUGGGUGUCUGGCUGGGGCCACACCGACCCCAGCCAUAGUGAGUCAGCUCCCAGGCCUUUCUCGGUGUCUCCCUCAGCCCACAGCUCAGACAUGCUCCAGGACACGGUGGUGCCCCUGCUCAGCACCCGGCUCUGCAACAGCUCUUGCGUGUACAGCGGAGCCCUCACCCCUCGCAUGCUGUGCGCCGGCUACCUGGACGGGAGGGCCGAUGCGUGCCAGGGGGACAGCGGGGGGCCCUUGGUGUGCCCAGAUGGUGGCAUAUGGCGCCUCGUGGGGGUGGUCAGCUGGGGUCGUGGCUGUGCAGAGCCCAAUCACCCAGGUGUCUAUGCCAAGGUAGCCGAGUUCCUGGACUGGAUCCAUGACACGGCUCAGCAGGUCCACUAGAUGGAGGACAAGCAGCAGCCUCUGUGGCAGAAGGCACGGAUCAUCCACCACUGCGUGCGAGAGACAGUCACCACCCACAGGCCAGCUGCCGGGCCGCUGGGCCUCUCCUCUCAGGCCCUGGUUUCAGAAUCCCUGUUUCUCACCAGAGAGGCUCGACAGCA
Lemur catta (Ring-tailed lemur) is the source of this 1680-nucleotide messenger RNA. It is a transcript of the gene TMPRSS5, whose product is annotated as transmembrane serine protease 5. Lineage: Eukaryota; Metazoa; Chordata; Mammalia; Primates; Lemuridae. Gene Ontology annotation, cellular component: plasma membrane. The transcript has 13 exons. Gene Ontology annotation, biological process: proteolysis. Gene Ontology annotation, molecular function: serine-type endopeptidase activity. Bases 119 to 1519 code for a protein of 466 amino acids. The record is from RefSeq and is a predicted model, not a curated record.